AUGUGGGCAGCUCCGGGCGCGGCGGCGUGCGCGGCGGCGCUGGGCGGCGCGCUGCUCCUGCUGCUCUUCGCGCUGGGGGUGCGGCAGCUGCUGAGGCAGAGGCGGCCGGUGGGGUUCCCCCCCGGGCCGCGGGGGCUGCCGUUUAUCGGCAACAUCUACUCCCUGGCCGCCUCUCCGGAGCUCCCCCACGUCUACAUGAGAGAGCAGAGCCAGGUGCACGGCGAGAUCUUCAGUUUAGACCUGGGAGGCAUAUCCACUGUGGUUCUAAAUGGCUAUGAUGUGGUAAAGGAAUGCCUGGUUCAUCAGAGUGAAGUUUUUGCAGACCGACCCUGCCUCCCAUUAUUCAUGAAGAUGACAAAAAUGGGAGGUUUACUCAACGCCAGAUACGGCCGAGGAUGGGUUGAUCACAGGAGAUUAGCUGUAAAUAGCUUUCGCUAUUUCGGAUAUGGCCAAAAGUCUUUUGAAUCUAAAAUCUUAGAAGAAACCAAAUUUUUUAUCGAUGCUGUUGAAACAUAUAAAGGUGGACCUUUUGACCCUAAACAAUUAACAACCAAGGCUGUUUCAAACAUAACCAACCUGAUCAUUUUUGGAGAGCGAUUCACUUAUGAAGAUACCGAUUUCCAGCACAUGAUUGAGUUAUUCAGUGAAAAUGUGGAACUGGCUGCCAGUGCCUCGGUCUUCCUGUUCAACGCCUUCCCAUGGAUUGGUAUCUUGCCUUUUGGGAAACAUCAACAGCUGUUCAGAAAUGCUUCUGUGGUCUAUGAUUUUCUCUCUAGCCUUAUUGAAAAAGCGUCGGUGAGCCGGAAGCCUCAGUCACCACAGCAUUUUGUGGAUGCCUACUUAGAUGAGAUGGACAGAGGGAAAGAUGACCCUGCCUCUACUUUCUCUAGAGAGAACCUCAUUUUCUCAGUGGGUGAACUCAUAAUUGCUGGAACCGAGACGACAACCAAUGUUCUCCGAUGGGCAGUUCUUUUCAUGGCCCUUUACCCUAACAUCCAAGGACAAGUUCAGAAAGAAAUUGAUUUCAUUGUGGCCCCCAAUGGGAAGCCUUCUUGGGAUGACAAAUGCAAAAUGCCUUAUACGGAGGCAGUUUUGCAUGAAGUUUUAAGAUUCUGUAACAUAGUUCCAUUGGGGAUUUUCCACGCAACCUCGGAAGAUGCAAUUGUACGAGGCUACUCCAUUCCCAAAGGCACAACAGUCAUUACAAAUCUUUAUUCUGUGCACUUUGAUGGCAAGUACUGGAGAGACCCAGAAGUGUUUUAUCCGGAGCGGUUUCUGGACAGCAGUGGACAUUUUGCCAAGAAGGACGCUUUGGUUCCUUUUUCACUGGGAAGAAGACACUGUCUUGGAGAACAGCUGGCUCGGAUGGAAAUGUUCUUGUUUUUCACUGCAUUGCUUCAGAGGUUUCACUUGCAUUUUCCACACGAACAACUUCCCAAUCUCAAGCCCAGGUUAGGCAUGACAUUGCAACCCCAGCCCUACCUCAUCUGUGCGGAAAGACGCUAAAAAUGCCUGGCCGCUCUGGAGAGCCAGGCUGUCUGUUUGCCUCACCUCUCAAGCUUUGAAAAGCAUGCGUGUGUUCGGACAAAGAUCACAUGAUCAUAAAACCAAGUGAGCAUGAAAAGAAUACAAGUGCUAAUGAGCUGCCGCUGAGGGGGAUCUGACUGACUGCAGUCCCAUGUGCUGCAGAGCAAAUGCUGAGCUUGUGACUCAUGAAAGCAGAUCACUAGACUUUUCUUGCCAGGCCCCUCUGGGUGGGUUCUAAGGGUCACCUGUUAGUAGACGAGUUCUUGACCACUUGCGCCAUCUAGGGACACCAAGUGAGCAGAGAUGUGCCCUGAAGAAUUGGACUAGGAACACUGGCACUUUCAUACAAUUAAAUACUAUGCACCAACAAAAAACAACGAGGACUGUUAAGCACCACAAGAAAGACAAAGCGAGAGAACUUUAUGCUUAGCGAACCGUAGUCAAUCUUAUAAAGAUUCAUAUUUAACGACACCAUUAUUAUAUGGAAAAGCAAAAAGAAAGGUGGUUUUCACACCAAAGGAUAAGCCUUUGAAGACUGAAGCGGCCAGGAAAGGGGGCAGGGGCAGAAAGUGGAGUGGGGCUGGCAUUAUAGAGAGGCGCGAGGGUGGAUAGGAAGUAAAUACAGGUAGACACCACCACCAUGUUUGUGGAGGGUGUACGGUGACUGAUUUGACUUGAUGAGAUGGGCAGAGCAACUGCUCAGAAGGGUUUUUCUUUAUAAAACCAAAAGAAAUAGAUACAUUUAAAAUCUUAAAAGCCUUCCAGAUUCCUUACUCCUUGAGAUCUAAACAUUGGUCUGAGUGGCUAUCAAAGGAGGAAAGUAAAACAAGUGGACUUGG
This is a messenger RNA of Echinops telfairi (small Madagascar hedgehog), 2366 nucleotides long. RefSeq names its product vitamin D 25-hydroxylase. Bases 1 to 1506 code for a protein of 501 amino acids. Gene Ontology annotation, molecular function: iron ion binding; oxidoreductase activity, acting on paired donors, with incorporation or reduction of molecular oxygen, reduced flavin or flavoprotein as one donor, and incorporation of one atom of oxygen; heme binding. NCBI's taxonomy places the organism in Eukaryota, Metazoa, Chordata, Mammalia, Afrosoricida, Tenrecidae. The transcript has 5 exons. Gene Ontology annotation, biological process: xenobiotic metabolic process. The record is from RefSeq and is a predicted model, not a curated record. Gene Ontology annotation, cellular component: intracellular membrane-bounded organelle; cytoplasm.